Molecule: messenger RNA, 4208 nt
Organism: Cottoperca gobio
Lineage: Eukaryota; Metazoa; Chordata; Actinopteri; Perciformes; Bovichtidae
Gene: znf518a
Product: zinc finger protein 518A
Exons: 3
Coding region: 139-3036 (965 amino acids)
Source: RefSeq, a predicted model, not a curated record
CAGCUCUCUGUCGGAGGCACCAGGCUAAAGGCUAAAGCAGCUCAGAGGCUGUAAUCCCCGUAUGAAACCAUCAUGGCUGCCACUCGCUGAGCUGUCAAGCUCUCCACAAAAGAAAAGAAACCUGAAGGAAAAAAAACCAUGGAUUCGGGGGAUAUUUGCGCAGUUACCUCCAGAGGAGAUAAUAAACGGCGUGUCAACAAGAAGAAUAGAGAUUGGCACAAACGGCUCCAUCUCAGGAAGACUGUCGUUCAGCCCCCAACUAUGCAAAGUGAAGAUAAGCAUGGACCAAAGAAGAUAGCAGAGGAGUGGGAGCAAAGCACAGUGUGGCCUUCAUCAAAACCCCCCCCCCCAGAAGCACAGCAGGGCCAGCGCAGGAUUAACGAAAGUGGAAACACACUCAGGUUCACAUGCUCUCAAUGUAGGGACAACUUGGAAUAUGUUCCCAAAGACUUAGUGAAACACUUUGAGGAAGACCACAGAGGGAGCCCGCCUGUUUUUUCCUGUCAUACGUGUACUUUCAGUACGCAUGAGUUCUCCUACCUUCAGGUUCAUCUUUUAAGCCACAAGGACACUUUUUCUAGUUGCAACAUUUGUAAUGACAACGUUCAGCGCACAUGGCCUGAAUUCAGUGCACACCUGACUAUGCAUCACUGCCAAAAUGGCAAAUAUUCUUGUGAAAUGUGUCAGAAAUUCUCCACAGGUGAAGUUCGAGUAUUUUUAGAGCACAUGUACACACAUAAUUUGGGCCUGGAGGGAGCUAAGAAACUCUUGCUGCGCACAAAGGGCAAGAAUAAGUUUGGGCCUAAAGCAAACGCUCAAACUUUACAUUGUCAGCACUGUAGCUAUGAGGCAUCUCAGAAAUGGUUGCUUACUAAGCACGUUAAAGCUGUCCAUGUUUGCCAGAAUGGUAAUCAGAGGAGGAAGAAGAAGAAUAAGGAGGAGGUUUGUCCCAUAGCAAUGAAACCAAAUGACCCAAUCCCAAAAAUGAAGCCGAGAUUAACGAGAAGUGCAGUUAGGGAAAUGUGUUGGCUGACACAGGACUGCCUGUCUCUGCCAGGGAGAGAGUUCCUGGAUAAAUACUGCCAUCUGUCAGAUCCACAAACAACACUGGAGGAGACUCAACAGUUUUUGAUGAAAUCUGUUGCUGGAGAAACUAGCGACCAGAAAUGGACCAAGGCCCUUAAAACCGUUUUGUCAAAUGUCCCACAAGAUAUGAAUCUUCACCCGAAGUCAGAGAACGGCAUUGUGUCGAACUCGACGGAUCUCACCGUCCUUACCGUCAACAACAAGAUAACUGUGGCUCAGAACAGUGCUAACUACGGAAAGAGGUUGAAAAUGAUGACCUCAUCAGACAAGGAAAGUGUUUCCCCUGAAAGUGCUCCUACUGACGCUCGUCGCGUUGUUGACCAAAAUGGAUGUCACUCAAAUUCGAGCGAUCCAUCACCUUGUCCACAGACUGAAACCAAACUCAGUGACAUCUCAAUGCCAGCCAAGAGCGAGCCAUCGGACUGUGCUCAAAUGCAGGAAAACAGAGAGAAUCAGGAACUAAAGACUGAUCAGGAAGUCGAGGAGCACAGUAAAGAAUCUGAGGAGCCUAUGCACGAGGAUGGGAUUAAUAUCUCUAGUGAGCUGAAGAUGACAAAUGAGAGCGAAGAGCAGACAUCCUUUCAUAAAGUUGUACCAAAAAAUAACAGGCGAAGACGAAAAAGAAGGGCCAGAUCUAAAAGAGCGGCUAAACGCUCGUCAGGACUGGCCUUAAAGAUAGUGCUGAAGAAGAACCCAGUGAAGGAAAAGCAGUGGGUGACGCAGAGCUCUUUGUCUCCAUCAGGAGGUGUUCUGACGGACGACUGUCAUGGACUGCCAAGCCCUCAUGCAACAUUGGAGGAGACGCCAGAGCUUCUCCAAAACACACCGCUAACAGAAGCACACCAGAAGAAAUGGACCAAAGCUUCGGAGACCGAUCCGGACGACUCCUCUGAAGCCGUCACUUCACGUCCACAGUCAAAGCCAGGAGAAGAACUGACCCUCACUUGUCCCGCAGACGCACUGGGCUCUAAAACUAUGGACGGAAAAACGCCGGUCAAGCUCGGAGGCUUGCCGUCGACGCAUCAAGAAAUGCGAGAUGACUCAGAGAAGUCACGGCAGCUCCUGGAAGCAGAAGUGGACGAGAGCAGUUCAGCUUGUGAGACGGGCCGGGCAAACGGUGCAGCUGGGACUGAAGUAGAGAUGUGCCCCGAGAUCACACCACUCCAAACAUCAGGCACGGGCCACCGUGUGUCAGAGGAUGAGCUGAGUUCAGCCGCUGAGGGAGUGACUCCUCAUAGCAGUUCCACCAAGUCUUCCCCUGUUUCCCAACCCGUUAUUACAGCACAGGAUAAAGUCAACUCUGAAGAUGUAAGCUGUGCUUUCUCUUCAGAGCACAGUGAGCAGAGUGUUGAGGAGAGAGACGGGGAAGUGCCUGCUGACUCCUGCCCAGGGCUCCUCAGAAACAUCCACUCGCCCACAGGGAACGCAAUCCAACAGGAGCCCUCAGCAGCCUCUGGGCGUCCGUGGCAGCCGCUCCCAAAGAACCUGGAGAGAACCCUGAAGUUAGUAGCCAUAAAUCCAUCUCAGUUGGUGAAGCGUCCAGAUGGAGACCAGCCUGUCGUGGUGCUAAAUCAUCCAGACGCUGACAUCCCAGAGGUCGCCAGGAUCAUGGAGGUCAUCAAUAGGUACAGAGGGGAGGUGCAGAAGGUCGUACUGUCACGGAGAACUGUGAGCGCUCUCGCAGCCAUGGACGGUGAUGUCCCUGAGACGGACGCCCAACCUGAUUGUGCGGGGCACGCGAAGAACUCUGUACAGGAGAGAUUUAUGCUGAAAUUGAAACUCCGUAGGUUGAGUAGGAAAAAGUACGAAGUAGUCGGGGGCGUCUCUCCCAGCAGGGACGUUCCGACAAAGUUUCGCUGCUGGUUUUGCGGCAGGGUCUUCGCAUGUCGGAAAAUGUGGAUGGUCCAUCGGCAGAGGCAUCUGACGGAGUGGGAAAAGGCCAAACUGUGAAAACUCUUAAAUGUCGCACACACUGGAUGAAAAACAAAGAAAUGUCUGGAAAAAGGAUGACUUUGCAAUACGACAAAACGACAAUGGAAACAGUGAUAGCUAGUCUCCUCCGUUAUUUUUAAAGUCUUAAUUAUGUUUGGUUGGUUUUGAGGAGAAUCGGAUCACAUUCUCAGGGUAAACAUUUACCUAUUGUCUCUCUCGGAGUCGCUCGAUACAAACUCUUUGUACAUUAGUGAUUGUUUGUAAAGCCACAAUGAUGUGGUGUAGAUAAUUUAGUCCUUUUUGUAUCGUUGUUUUUUUGUCUACGCAAUAGCUUUAUUUAAGGUGAUUUAAGUACACUGUUAUAUGGAAUAUUUUAUAGAACACUGUAACAUUUGCCAUACCAUCUGAAUUUUAUGAAUCAGUUAAUGUACGGGUAGGCUCUACAGUGCGGUAGCUAUCAUAUUUAUGUUUUUGGAAUGAGAUGCGGAGACCCACAAUUUACUCAGAUAUACCAAAACUGUGUUUUAAAAAAAGCAGAAAAAAAAAGCCAAUAAGCUGUUUUAUUCAACAUUUAUUUAUGACUCUUAGCCUUUAUUUGCUUUUCUUUAUGCUUUUUGUUUUUGGCCAUUGGAAGAAUCGGUGUACUUGUAAAAUGUUUGUAGAAACUCCAAAUUGUGUUCAAAUAUUAGUAUCUGUAAGAGGUAUGUUUCCAUGCGAUCAUUCAGUGGAAGCAGGUGUCCCUAAAGACACCAUCAAUUUAAAAAAAAGUAAUGUUUUAUGAUGUCAGUGGAAUACUAUCAAAAAUCAGGAUUCAAGAGGCCGAGAUGAUUUGAUCAUAUUUUUUUUUUCCUCAAUGAAUUUCCUCUUUUGACUUGAAUGAUUAAUCAUUCAUCUUUUAAUUGCACUAUGAAAGGAGGAUUUAUAUUUCCCAUUACCUCACCCUUAUCAGACCUAAGCUUUUGACAAUCUCAACCAGUGUCUUGCUGUGGCUCAACAUUUCCCUAUGCAGCCAUGGUCCCUGAGUGUUCACAGCAAGGUGUGUGAGUGAGUGUGAGAGAGUGUGUGAGUGUGAGAGUGUGAGAGUGUGUGAGAGAGAGAGAGAGAGAGAGAGUGUCUGAGAUACUGAUAUUGUGCAUGUAUUUCUGGAGUGCACACAUCAGUGUCAGUAACUCACUGUAUAUAUAUCUUUU